AUGCACUUUCAAAAACAGAAGAUCAGGGACCUUGAAAAGCCUCGGUUCUUUCUUCAUAUUGGCUCGGAUGUUGUUCUGUCUCAGCACCAGUAUAUGCUUGAGGUUUUGCGUAAGGCAGGCAUGGAGUCCUAUAAGCCGUUGGCCACGCCUAUGUCUACUUCUGUGUCAGGUAUUCCUGGUGAUGUUUCCUUGCUUGAUGAUCCUACAUCUUAUAGGCAGUUGGUUGGCUCCUUAAUGUAUAUGCUAAUUACUCGGCCUGACCUUUCCUUCGCUGUGAUCGGCUAUGUCAGCUCGUUGGCCACCACCGUCCAUGCCUUUUCUAAUUCUGAAUGGGUUGGUUGUCAGAUAGAUAGGCGGUCUAUUGUUGGUUUUGCUAUUUUCCUUGGAUCAAGCUUGAUUUCUUGGAUGUCUAGGAAGCAUCGCACCAUUGCUCGUUCCUCUACUAAAGCUGAUUACAAGACUCUAGCUAACGUAGCUGCAGAGGUUGCUUGGGUUCAGUCUUUGCUUCGUGAACUUGGUUUAUCUCUUAACUCUGUUUGA
Ipomoea nil (Japanese morning glory) is the source of this 540-nucleotide messenger RNA. RefSeq lists its product as uncharacterized. The transcript is spliced from 2 exons. The coding region runs from base 1 to 540 and encodes 179 amino acids. The record is from RefSeq and is a predicted model, not a curated record. Lineage: Eukaryota; Viridiplantae; Streptophyta; Magnoliopsida; Solanales; Convolvulaceae.